This is a messenger RNA of Amphiprion ocellaris (clown anemonefish), 3575 nucleotides long. RefSeq names its product sestrin 1 (gene sesn1). Gene Ontology annotation, cellular component: nucleus. Gene Ontology annotation, molecular function: oxidoreductase activity, acting on peroxide as acceptor; L-leucine binding. The record is from RefSeq and is a predicted model, not a curated record. Gene Ontology annotation, biological process: cellular response to L-leucine; negative regulation of TORC1 signaling; positive regulation of macroautophagy. The transcript is spliced from 10 exons. NCBI's taxonomy places the organism in Eukaryota, Metazoa, Chordata, Actinopteri, Pomacentridae. The coding region runs from base 153 to 1796 and encodes 547 amino acids.
UUUACCUCGAGUUGCUGCCCUCGUCGUCCCCAGCCUGGGACUAACGUUACUGGUCAGCGCUGAGACGAGGCGUCCGGUAGCAGGAGACCUGCACCAAAGAAUGUGGAUAAACCUGUUGUAAGACAGCACAAACUUUAGUCCUACGUAAAGCAAUGGAGGUGCAGGACCAGGAGUCUCUGGGGAGAUGGGACGGGCUGGGUAGCCGCGAUGUCAGCUCCAGAACCGAGGCAAUGGAGAACAUCUGCCAGGACGUCAUGAGGAAAGUGGAGGCCAUUGGGCCCAUGCCAGCGUUGGCCCCCUCUCCCCCGGCUUCAGGAAGUCCCCCCAACAGCGACCUGAACGACAUCCUGGCUCAUCUUCUCAUGCUGUCCAAACGGUGUCCUUUUGAAGAUGUCAAGGAGCAAUGCAUUCGACUUCUCCAAGCUGUCCAGGACUUGGGAGUAAGGAUCCCAAGACCUCUAGGUAACGGACCAAGCAGAUUUAUCCCUGAAAAAGAGAUUCUUCAAGUCAGUAAAGUGGACGCCAGGACACAGUCGAUAUUUGAGGAUGCGUUUGCAGCCCUCGGUCGCCUGGACAACAUUUCCCUAGUGAUGGGCUUCCACCCGCAGUACCUGGAGAGUUUUCUCCGGACGCAGCACUACCUGCUGCAGAUGGAUGGGCCCCUCUCUUUGCACUACCGACACUACAUCGGCAUCAUGGCGGCAGCUAGACACCAGUGCUCCUACUUGGUCAACCUGCAUGUGAACGACUUCCUCCAGGUCGGGGGGGAUCCCAAGUGGCUGAACGGCCUGGAUGAAGCCCCACAGAAGCUGCAGCAACUCGGAGAGCUCAACAAAAUCCUGGCCCACCGACCUUGGCUUCUCACCAAGGAACACAUCGAGCGCCUUCUGAAGGCCGAGGAACACAGCUGGUCCCUGGCAGAGCUGAUCCACGCCGUGGUCCUCCUCACACACUACCACUCCCUCGCCUCCUUCACCUUCGGCUGCGGCAUCACGCCCGAGAUCCACUGCGACGGCGGACACACGUUCAGACCCCCCUCCCUCAGCCAGUACUGCAUGUGUGACAUCGCCAACGGCAACGGUCACGCUAAUCACCACGAUGACUUGCUGGGCAACCAGGACAUGUGUGGCGAGGUGGAGGUGCUGAUGGAGAGGAUGAAGCAGCUGCAGGAGUGCCGUGAUGAUGAAGAGGCCAGCCAGGAGGAGAUGGCAACUCGCUUUGAGAGGGAGAAGACCGAGAGCAUGCUGGUGGUCACAGCAGAAGACGAGGAGUGUGUCCCCUCCAGAGACAUUUCUCGCCACUUUGAGGACCCCAGCUAUGGCUACAAGGACUUCUCCAGGAGAGGGGAGCAUGUGCCCACAUUCAGAGUGCAGGACUACAGCUGGGAGGACCACGGAUUCUCUCUGGUCAACCGACUGUAUCCUGAUGUCGGCCAGAUGCUGGACGAGAAAUUUCAGAUGGCCUACAACCUGACCUACAACACCAUGGCAACACAUAAGGACGUGGACACCAGCAUGCUGCGCAGGGCCAUCUGGAACUACAUCCACUGCAUGUUUGGCAUCAGGUAUGAUGACUAUGAUUACGGGGAGAUAAACCAGCUGCUGGACCGUAGCUUUAAGAUCUAUAUUAAGACCAUGGUGUGUAGUCCUGAGAAGACCACCAAACGAAUGUAUGAGAGUUUCUGGAGGCAGUUUCAGCACUCCGAGAAGGUCCACGUUAAUCUGCUUCUUAUGGAAGCGCGAAUGCAAGCAGAACUGUUAUACGCUCUGAGAGCGAUCACCCGCUAUAUGACAUGAAGUGCUUUUGGCGUUUUUAUCAUUGUCAUUUUUUUACUGUCGUUGUUGCUCAUUAUGGGACACAUAAAGAAAAAAAUCAAAGGGGGUGGGGGGAUUUGACGAAACUGUGGAAGAGAGCUCUGGGUUGUGACGCUGGAUGUUAAGAAGAGGAUCAGAACAAAUGGAAAGCAAGAAAAAAGAGAACUGUUGGAGAAAAAUCAUCUCAAACUACAAGUGGAUUCAGAAACCCAGUUUGUGUUGCCUGCAGUGCCAAAACUGACCAAGAGAGGGCAGUCUGUAGCAAAUUCCUGCUCUGCUGGGGAGUUUGUGCCUGAGCACUGACACAGGAGGCAUCCAGGACAACAUUUCAGUAUUCCAGCUGGCAACACUUUGGUUGCCGUUCUCACCUGUCUCCUGGUAGAGUCGAGACCUCGAAAAUCCCCAGAAAGCAAGCUGUGCAGCCAGAAACGGUGCACUGUGAUUCUGUUGUCACUGUUUUGUUUGUUUAGUUUCUUUAAUAUCUUUUUAUUUCAUUUUGUAUCACAAGAAGUGGAUGUUGUUGUCGAUGUGGUUGCUGUUAGUGGUAACUGGAGAUGGACACAUUAACUUUGGGCGGUGUUUUUUACGUGUGCCUGAACUAUCCAGCACAGUGUGCAUACGUGCUGAUGCUGCUGCUCCCAUGUUAUACUCAGUGGGGUCAUAUUGAUCCCCAAGUCACCCCUCACCCAAUUCCCCUCAUCCCCAUUACAUAUGCCCCUGUCCAUUAGAAAUCCACUGCAUUACCUCCCCCCCUCCUGUCCUCUACCCACAUCCCAAAUCUCAAAUGUCAAAGUAAGCUAAUCUAAGGAGUGUGUGAAAACCAGUGAGGAGUAGAAAAAAAACUCAAAGAACACUGUCUGAGCCCUUUUUGAGUUUGACUGUAGCUGUAUGGAUGAGUUGUGUUCAUGAUGACUGAGGUGUGGAUGUUUGUGUGUGUUUCACAGAAAUGACAGAGAAAGGAAAAAAAAAUGUCUUGAAAUUUCAUGUGUCAAAAAAAAGCGAGGCACUUUGAAGGAAAGACUUCUUGCUUCUGCUGUAGCUGUGUUAUUGUGAGAUAACUGUUUAUCAUUUUUUUUGAUGUCUUAUUUUUAUGGUAACGGGGGGGGGGGGAGAAAAAAAAGCUAAUCAAAAAGAAAGUUAGAAACCAGGUUUUCCAGGAGGGAUUUGCUUCCGGUUGCCCUAACCACACCUUGUCUGUCUUCCGCUUAUCCCAGCUGCCUGGUCAUCCUAACACUUUCAGAGCUUUGGAUUGUGAAUUUUACCAGUAAACAAAUACCUCUUCUGUUUUUCUCUAUAAAACAUAUAAGAAGUGCUCUUUGGUGAGCAGAGACUCUUUCUGGGCUGCCGUGUUCCCAUCGGUUGGGAGCCGGUGAACCCACACAGGGCCGACUGCGGUCGAUAGCUUUCGAACGCAAAAGGUUGUAGCUGUGCUUAUUUCCCUGUUGGGGAAGUCUAACCAGUGCAAAAGCAGCUUUUUUAUUUUGAACAGAGGUGUGAAACCUCUGCUGUUUUUUUUUCUUUUUUUGUUGUUGUUUACUAAAAUCAGUAAAGUACUGCAUUCUUCUGAGGCUGGACUGAGAGGAUCGGACAGAUGAAUGAUGGGGAGGAGGAGGGCUGACGAUAAAGGAAUGGUACAUUUGGAAGUGGUUUGAGAGGAAGUGGAGGGUUUUUUUUUCAAACUUCUGACUGAUGUCAGUUACUGACACUUUUUUAUAUGAAAAAUAUAUUUAAAAAAAGAAAAAAAUAAACUAUAAUAUUGAA